UUCUUUACGGACCGUCUAACCUUACCAAGUCUGGAAUCGCGUCGUUUCGCCCGACAACAAAUAAGCGAUUCUGCUUGUGAGCGAUAUAUCCACGUGAUCGAUCAACUGAGCGCCCAACAAAGUGACCGCCAAGGAAGCCGGUCUCAGCAAUCACGUCAUCACGGUCCACCAUCGAAACUCCUCUCUUCCUCCGCCUCAGCCUCCUCCACCAGAAGUCAUCUUGAUCCCGGUCCCAGACCAUCCGGACUGGAACGCUGUCAAACCACCCUUGAGUCGAUGGAAGACAUGACCCCUGAACAGAAAAUCUCAACUAAAAGGGGCGAACAAGAGUAUGUACAGAAGAAGACAUUUACAAAUUGGAUGAAUACGUAUCUCAUUAAGGCUCAUCCACCCAUCAGAGUGGUAGAUCUGUUUGAGGAGAUUCGAGAUGGUGUAGUGCUUAUCCGAUUGUUGGAGGUUCUCUCUCGGGAAGCUCUGCCAGUCAACAUCACGACGGACAUGAAACCGGCUCACUGCUUAAGCAACGUGAAGACCGCACUUGACUUCUUAGGCUCUAGAAAAAUUAAGCUUGUAAAUAUCAACCCUGUGGAUAUUGUGGAAGGACGUCCAAAAAUUGUCCUCGGUUUGAUUUGGGUCAUUAUCCUCUACUUCCAGAUUGAAGAGCAGGAGGAGAUGUUGUUGGAGCUUUUGGGCAUUCCAAAGACCGAGAAUCGAAACAAAGUUACGGCAAAGCAGGCUCUUACAACAUGGGUACAGAAUGCUUUUAGCGAGAAAUUUAACAUCGACAUCAAAGAUUUUGGACCCAGUUGGCGAGAUGGUGUGGCGUUCAAUGCUAUUGUUCACAGCAUCGAUCCCAAACUAGUGGAUAUGCGAGAUGUUGAGAAGGGAAGCAAUCGAGAAAACCUCCACCGAGCGUUCACAGUAGCCGAGGAGAAGUUAGGCAUUCCAAAGAUUUUGGAUCCCGAAGGUUAG
Molecule: messenger RNA, 972 nt
Organism: Hydatigera taeniaeformis
Lineage: Eukaryota; Metazoa; Platyhelminthes; Cestoda; Cyclophyllidea; Taeniidae
Source: the annotation of a GenBank genome assembly